CAGUAAAGUAGAUGAAGUAAAUUGUGUUACAACUUGGUUUUUUUUUCUCGCCCCUUGUGUCAUUUCGCAGCUUGUGCUGUCCAUCAUGUGGAUGUGUCCAGGCGCACAGCUGUUCCGCCCCCUGCAGGAAACAUUCGCAGCUCCUGGGAUUAUUCCCUCUUUUCCAGGGGCCAGUCACGUGACGCAGUGCAUAUCAGGGGGACGCCAGCUUUCCGUCCUCGCACUUCUUUUUCCAGUGGACAACUGUGGAGCCUCGCACCUUCAACUGGAACAGCCGGGGGAGCACUUUUGGACAUUAAAAAAAAGAAAAAAGGAGGGGAUGUGAGGGAUGGAGCGGCAAAAAUCGCGAGAAUUUGCGCGCUGCUUCCAGUAGCGCGCACGGCUGGACUCGGCGAAUCCGGGUCGGUGUUGUUGGUCCAACUUUUGUGCGUCUCCACCUGGCCGUCCGAUCGGGUUGAGUGCGUGUGGGCGCGUCGUCAUCGUCAUCUUCCUCACGCUUGCAUUUGGAAGCCGCAGACGCAGUGAGCUGCAGCCAGCCUGGGUGCGAGUUUGACGGUCCUGCCUUCACUUCAACAAAAAGUGUCCGAUGUCCGCGCACAGGAUGAUGAUCAUUGGACUCCUGCUCAGCGUCUUCUCCUAUGGUAGCGUGCCGGUGUCGGCCUCCUUAGACUGUCUGGUGGCCGAGCAGGGAUGCGUCCAGGAGCAGUCCUGCAUGGUACCGUACCGCCUGCUUGAGUACUGUGUGGCAGAGGAAGCGGUUUCGCCCCUCGGCCCGGAAGCCCGCACCGAGUGCCUUGAGGCUCAGAACUCCUUGCAUCACCAUCGCCCCCUUCAAGUGUGCAAAUGUCAGCGUGGCUCACGCAGGGAAGAACACUGCCUCAGGGUCUACUGGACUGUGAGGUUUGGAGCAUAUGAUGAGUAUGAAAUAUCUCCAUAUGAAGAACUGGAGUUGAAUCUGGUGCGAAACAUUGAGAUGUCGCACAUGGCCUCCAUCAUGGCGGCUUCCUCAGUGUCCGUCGACGGACACAAUCAGUGUCUGAAGGCUGCCCAGGACUGCGGCCUUUUUGAGAAAUGCGGCUCCCUGCGCUCAGAGUACGUGGUGGCGUGCACCAAGCGAGCGGCGGCCUCCGACAGCAGCUGCAACCGACAAAAAUGUCACAGAGCCCUACGGCGCUUCCUGGAGCGCGUCCCCGAGGAAUACAGCUUUGCGUUGCUUUUCUGCCCCUGCUCCGAUACCUUAUGCGGGGAGCGCCGCAGGAAAACCAUCGUCCCGUCUUGUUCCUACGAGGAGAGCGCCAAGGGCGAUGACCGAGUGGGCAAGCCCAACUGCCUCAGCCUGCAGAACUACUGCUCCAGAGACGAGCUGUGUAGAUCCCGCUUUGCUGAUUUCCAACACAACUGUCAGCCAGCUCCUCUCUCAGCUUCUGGCUGCAUGCGAGAGAGCAGAGCCAUGUGCCUCAAGGCCUACGCUGGACUCAUAGGCACAAUCAUGACUCCCAACUACGUGAGCAACAGCAGCACAGAGGUGUCCCAGUGGUGCACGUGUGACGGCAGCGGCAACGAAUGGCAGGGCUGCCAGCGCAUCCUGCACAUGUUCAAAAACAACAUUUGUCUGCGUGCUGCCAUCAGCUCCAUGGGAAUCUCCGUGCCGCCCCCCGCUGAGAGCAGCUCCGCUCCAUCCCCCAAGCCCUCGCCGAGAGUCCACCAGGAGACGGGCCACGGCGUCAACACUCUCCCGGAAUUCACCAGCAUAGAGACCAGCGAGGACGUGGAGCAAGAGGAGGUUAAGAGCGAAGAAUUCAACAUCAUCCCACCGUAUUCAGAGAAAGACUCCAACACUGAGUCGAGGGCCACAGAGAGGCAGCAAGGAGCCGCCGGCCGAGCGGCGCCCUUCUUCCCGCUAUUGCUUCUGUCUGCACUCAUCCUGGACUUGGACUGUCGGAGCUACUAAAGCCUCCAUCUUCUCCUCACGCUCUCCUCUCAUUUCCACGUUCAAAAACCAUGUCAAGCCUGUGAGGGAAGUUGUGACGAAGCAACGGCUUUCGUUUAAAAGACUCCUUAAGAGUUAAAAGAUAUCAUUCGUGCGGCACUAUCAGUGUCUUUAGCUCCAGAGCAGAUAGAGGAGUGCAUGACUGAACUGAGAAGUGCUGCUGGGGCAAGUAGUCCAUCCAGAGCCUGCUUCACACUCUAAAGUACAUCCUCUCUUUUUAACAAGAAGCACAUUGCCAAAGGCCACACUCACUGUACGUGAUCUCCCUCCCCACGAAAAAAAAAAGCGUUGUCCAGUGCAACCAAGCCACAGUACGCCUUCUGAAUUCUUUUUCAUGACUCAUACGGCUUUCCCUCUCCCUCCAUCAUCCCAUGCUGUACAAAGAUGGUUUGCUGAAUGAGUUCAUCAUUAAUGGGAAGUCCACCUCAUGCCACUCCACAACUCUGUUUGAAGAACAAAGGUAGAGGUAACGUACUUAUUAUUAAGCGCAUUAGGAUCCGUCCUGGUUGUUGCAUUAAAUCGAUCGCGACUGGACUACUUAGGUUGUGUUAGAAGACGUUUUACCUCUUCACCAGUUCAUGCUCAAAUACUUCAUAGGCCAUCUCUCAUCUGAGGGGAUGCCAUAGGGCAGUGCUUUUCAACCACUGUACCGCACACUAGUGUGCCGUGAGAGACAAUCUGGUGUGCCGUGGGAGAUGAUCUAAUUUCACCUAUUUGGGUUAAAAUAAUGUUUUGCAAACCAGUAAUUAUAGUCUGCAAAUGAUGUGUUGUUGUUGAGUGUCGGUGCUGUCCAGAGCUCGGCAGAGUAACCGUGUAAUACUCUUCUAUAUCAGUAGGUGGCAGCCGGUAGCUAAUUGCUUUGUAGAUGUCGGAAACAGCGGGAGGCAUUGUGCAGGCAAAAAGGUGUCUAAUGCUUAAACCAAAAAUAAACAAAAUGUUAGUGCCCCUAAGAAAAGGCUUAGGGAAGGCUAUGCAGAAACUAAAACUGAAUUGGCUACAAAUUAAAAACAGAAUGCUGGACGACAGCAAAGACUUACUGUGGAGCAAAGACGGUGUCCACAAAGUACAUCCGAACAUGACAUGACAAGCAACAAUGUCCCCACAAAGAAGGAUAAAAACAACAGAAAUAUUCUUGAUUGCUAAAACAAAGUAGAUGCGGGAAAUAUCGCUCAAAGGAAGACAUGAAACUGCUACAGGAAAAUACCAAAACAAGAGAAAAAGCCACCAAAAUAGGAGCACAAGACAAGAACUAAAACACUACACACAGGAAAACAGCAAAAAACUCCAAAUAAGUCAAGUACACCUACUUUGAGACAAGAGCUAUAGUAAUGUGUGCUCGGUUAUGGUUUAAAGUCAUAUCCAACAAUUGCGACAACGACUUUUUACUGUCAACUGAGUUUCUUUUUUUAAUUAUUUCUGCUGGUGGUGUGCCUCCGCAUUUUUUCAACACAACAAAUGUGCCUUGGCUCAAAAAAGGUUGAAAAACGCUGCCGUAGGGAUCCAGAGUAUUUUUCCUCUUAACGGUUGUUAAGAUAAACUCCACGGUGUCUUAGCGACUGUGGUUCUGCAGCACAACGGAGUGAAACCACUCCUCUUGGGGGAUAAAUACUUUGGAUCCAUCACCAUGCCCUCAGACCUAAGAUAAGAGGUGAAAUGUCUUCUAAAGUGAGGUAUCCACAUAAAGACUAUUGAGCUUAUUUUGGUCCCCAUUUAUCCCCUUCCGACCAAAGACGGCAAAAGCUUGAAUAUGGUAUGUCUCAUAUAAGAUUUUACACCAAAAAAGGAUCUACCGUAAAUUCCCGACUAUAAGCCACUACUUUUUUCCUAAACUUUGAACCCUGCGGUUUAAAAAACGGUGAUAGAUUUUUCUUUGCCGACGACCAUAAUGCAAAUAGUUUUCAAAGAAAAACAUGCAACUACACUAAAAAGGUGUCUUAUUGUUUGUGCUACGGCGCCAUCUUUUGGACAAGUUCGCUCACUGCAGGUGCUGCAGUGCCCUUCUGUUUAGAGCUUUCAACUGGAAGUACAAGUGCCAUUCCGUCUUUUAGUUGUCGAAAGGAUUCUUCGUUAAUCACUCCAAGCAACCGUUUGUAGGUUUCACAUUACAACUAAAACAAUUCAUAUUUACUAAACCAUCCCAUGUGUGACGUCUGUAGGAGUGUUUUCAUGCAUAUUCGUACGUUCUAUCGUAAUGUAAUGAAGAUAGCGUGGUUAGCAUGAACUAAUAUGCUAACAUGUUUACAAGUGUCUGUGUUAGUAUUAUUAACUUACAAUGGCAUUCUUUUUGUAUUGUUUCAAUUUCGUAAAUUCACCAAAACGUCACCGUGGAGUUACGAGUCUGUUGUGCUGAUUGGAGAGCUAGCCUCAGCAGCUAGUGGGUCCAUGACGAUAUGCUUUCUGUUUGGUUUGAUCAACCGUUUUACUACUGUGUUACAGGCACAGUUUGGAAACA
Molecule: messenger RNA, 4442 nt
Organism: Nerophis lumbriciformis (worm pipefish)
Lineage: Eukaryota; Metazoa; Chordata; Actinopteri; Syngnathiformes; Syngnathidae
Product: GDNF family receptor alpha-4-like
Biological process (GO): nervous system development
Cellular component (GO): external side of plasma membrane; signaling receptor complex
Molecular function (GO): signaling receptor activity
Source: RefSeq, a predicted model, not a curated record